CGUGUCCAGUUUGGCCACUGUUAGCUUGUUAGGACGUAGUUCUGAAUGUAAAAUGGUCCUGGGCUCGGUUCUGCUGUAACAUGCCUCUGGUUGGACCGGAAGCGGAGCAACAGACUCUGACGGAGUGUCGGUACCGGUACCCCACAGAGACUCUGAAGGACCUGCAGUCGGUCCGGACUCGGUUCCGAGACCUGCGGCUGUUUGUGGACUUUUACUGUUUUCCAAACAAGGAGACGAGGAGGCUACUGCACCUGUCGGGAACGCUCCCUGUCUUCUACCAAGGAAGUGCCUACAACAUCCCAGUGUGCGUCUGGCUGCACCAGACCCACCCGCUGUCACGCCCGCGCUGUGUCGUCUGUCCCUCCGUCGCCAUGGUGAUCAACCCAUCCUGUCCUCACGUAGAUUCCUCCGGUACUGUCAGUGUGGACGGGCUGCGGAACUGGACCCCUGGUGUGUCCAACCUGACGCUGCUGCUGUCAGAGAUGAGGCUGGCCUUCCAGAAGGACACGCCCCUUUACGCCAGGAGUGUGGCUCAAGCUCCGCCCCCUGCAGGAGUCAGCUCCUCCCCUUCCUCCCAGAGCCCCGCCCACGGCCCCACCCACCUGGCUGAAGCCAGCCAAUGGGAACAGGACAGCGUCAGGACAUCGUACACCGAGGAGCUGAAAGGGAUCGACUUCGGGGCUCCGCCCUCCUCUGGCGGCGCCAACACUUUCCUUAGCUCCUCCCCUCCAGGUUCUGAUUUUGACCCGUCUGUUGCGGACCCGGCCCCCACUGAGCCCCUCAGCAGAAUGAUGGGAGCUUUGAGGCUGGAUGGAGGCAGGCGGUCAGAACCGAACCAACGUGGUUCUGGAGAUCAGAGUACAGCAGCCGAAGCCGACUUGAGGAAGGUGUCGGCUCACCUGUCUCCAGAUCGGGCCGCCACCUUCAUGGCUCUGAUCACCAUGACGGGGCGGAGCUUCAGCAUCGAUGAUGUCAUAGAGGCGGUUCAGCAUAAUCCAGAUCUCCCUUCAGCGCUGAAGUUCCUGACGCACACCUGUCCGAUCUGUCGUGAUCAGGUGUCCUUCAGCAAGAUCAUCACCAUGACCCACUGCUCCUGCUUCUUGUGUCAGAGCUGCUUCGCUUCCUGUUUCUCCGUUGCCAUCAAGGAGCGCGCCGUCCACCAGCUCACCUGUCCGCAGUGCGGCCAACCAGAGAUCAGGGGCCAGGGGGCGCUAGAGGAGUCCAUGGACUACUUUAACCUGCUGGACACACAGAUCCGUCACUUCCUGCCUCCUGACAUCCAUGAACUCUUCCAGAGGAAACUCCGGGACCGAGCCCUGCAGGAGAUGCCCCGGUUCUGCUGGUGCGCUCACUGUUCCUUCGGGAUGCUCCAUGAAUCGGACCGGUUGAGGAUGGACUGUCCAAGCUGUAGGAAGAGCACCUGUUCCCAGUGCAGGUCACCUUGGUCUCCUCACCAUCAGGGACUUUCCUGUGCAGAGUUCAAGGCGUGGCAACAGCAGACCCAGCAGGACCGGGACAGCUCCAUGUGGGUCUACAAAACCAUCGAGUGUCCUAGUUGUCAGUUCGUCUUCAGCCUGUCUAAAGGAGGGUGUCUUCACUUCACCUGCUCUCAGUGUCGCCAUCAGUUCUGUGGCGGCUGCAGUCAGCGCUUUGCUCUGGGCCCGGCUUGCAGCUUCUCCGCUCAGUGUGCGUCCAGAGGUCUACAUGCGCACCACCCCAGGGACUGCCUGUACCACCUGAGAGACUGGAGCGUGGCCCGGCUGCACCGGCUGCUGCAGCACUAUAGAGUGACUCCUUCCUGGUUGGAACCGUCCAGUGGCAGCUUGGCUCAGUGCGGUCAGACAGUGGCGUGUUUCGUGCCGGAACUGCGAGAUGACAGCGGUGUGACGAAGGAGGAGCCUUGUGGACGGCCGGCGCCGUAUGGAGGAUACUGCCAGGCUCACUACAAGGAGCGUCUGGUGGAGCAGAUCAACCGCUGCGGCGCCGACCCGGCCGUCCUCUUCAGUCCUGCAGAGGUGAUCACAGAGCUGCAGCGAUGGAGCGUUGUCGUGCCAACCAGAAAGCCUGAAGAGCCAGAGCCGCUGUACGCCCAUCGCCUCCGCCUGGUGCUGACCAAUUGCCUUCCUCUCAUGAAGCAGCGAAGCACUCCAUCCGUGACAUCAGCAGAAGCUCCGCCCACUCCUCCUGUCCUGUCAACGUCCCAACCAAUCAGAUGAUGGCUGAUGACUUCAAACAGGUCAAAGGGAACCAAUGAGAGAAGCUUCCAGUCUCAACUACCUGAGCUAAUAGCAUGGGGGCUAACAAGGUUAACGAGCUUCCAUCCUCUCAUUAGCUUUUGGUUUAUUUAAAUUAUUGUUUCUCUAGGAUUGAAUAAACAAACUGAAAUGGUUUUAAACAAGAACUGAGAACCAGGUCUGUCUUGAAAAUGAGAUCUAGAUCUCAGUGGGGUUUAGCUGGUUCGGUAAAGGAAAUAACAAGAACUUUGAUCCUCACGGCUCAAAAUUCAUAGUUCUUUUAAAAAGGUGAAGCUUAACGAGCAUCAGAUUAACGAGGUCAGGGUUCAGGUUCCAGUUGCUCAGUUUUCUGCACUUUAAUAAAUUUGUCAUCUUCUCA
Molecule: messenger RNA, 2613 nt
Organism: Poecilia reticulata (guppy)
Lineage: Eukaryota; Metazoa; Chordata; Actinopteri; Cyprinodontiformes; Poeciliidae
Product: E3 ubiquitin-protein ligase RNF31
Biological process (GO): protein transport; protein linear polyubiquitination
Cellular component (GO): LUBAC complex
Molecular function (GO): K48-linked polyubiquitin modification-dependent protein binding; zinc ion binding; ubiquitin protein ligase activity
Source: RefSeq, a predicted model, not a curated record